AUGAUCAACCUCCUCGCCAACCCCGGGUUCGAGGACGGCGUCGGCGGCGGCUGGGCGGCUGGCUGCGCGGCGGCCGGCUGCAUCCGGCCGGCGCCGAGCACCGUGGCGCGCAGCGGCAGGGCGUCGGCGCUGCUGCGUGCAUCGCCCAACCGCUGGGAGCUGUCCUGGCUCCGGCAGCGCGUGCCGCUCGCCCAGCCGUGCAGGCUUCGCUUCAGCGCCUUCGUGCGCGCCGCCGACGGCACCGACGGCCUCCCGGCGGCCGAGCUGCAGCUCGCCGUACGCUCCGCCGCCGCCGACGCGCCGUUGUGCCGCCUCGAGCGGCGGUGGCCCGCACGCGCGUGGGAGCAGCUCGUUCUCGACUGCCCGCUGCCGAGCGCCGCCACCGAUGCGGAGGCGUCGAUCGAGCUGGUCUCGGUGCGGUCCGACGCGGCGGCGCUCGUGGACGAGGCGCGGCUGUGGUGCGCUAGCGAGGGCGAGGAGGAGGCGGGCGGGAAAGACGGUGGCGCGGGCGCGGCCUCGUCCGCAGCGGCCGUGCCGAGGCUGCUGCACUUCAUCUUUGGCCUCUCCGCCGACUUUGGCGGCAAGCCCUUUGGGCUCGUCCACCACCUCGUCAUCGCCGCCGCGCAGCACGCCGCGGCGCCCGUCGCAACCUACUUUUACUACGCGCAUGAGCCGAGCGGCGAGUGGUGGGAGGCGGCCAAGCCCUCCCUCGCGCUGCGCAAGGUCGUGGCGCCGACGAGCGUCUUUGGGCGCCCCGUCCGCAAGUUUGCGCACCAGGCCGACGUGCUGCUCUCCUUCGGCGGCAUCUACCUCGACCUCGACGGGGUCGGCGGCUCCAUCGGCGUCGGCAACGCCCUCAUGCUCACGCCGCGCAACCACUCCUUCUUCCGCGAGUGGUACGAGGCGUACCGCGCCUUUUCGGACGCGGUCUGGAACGGCUUCUCCGUCCGGCUGCCGUCGCGGCUCGCGGCGGCGGCGCCCUCCUCAGCGCCCUCCUCGGUGCGGGUGCUCGCGUACGGCGCCUUUUACUGGCCGCCGUGGAACCCGUGGGGGGUGGCUCAGCUCUACCGGAGCGAGCGGUGCUUGCUGCGCGGAGGGUACGCCGUACACUUGUGGGAGACCAAGCUGCUGCUCACUCCGGCCGACGGCGCCGUGGCGUCGGCUGCGGGCGGCGGGCAGCCUUGCGGCGACGACGCGGGCGAGGCGUGCGCGGGGUGGGCAGGCGCUGGCGAAUGCAGCCGCAACCCGGGCUUCAUGGAGCGCUCUUGCCGCCGCUCGUGCGGUCUGUGCGGUGGCGGGUCCGCCGCCGGCGGAAAUACAACGGUGAACUCAUGGUGA
Molecule: messenger RNA, 1338 nt
Organism: Emiliania huxleyi CCMP1516
Lineage: Eukaryota; Haptophyta; Isochrysidales; Noelaerhabdaceae
Exons: 6
Coding region: 1-1338 (445 amino acids)
Source: RefSeq, a predicted model, not a curated record